Molecule: messenger RNA, 3133 nt
Organism: Oenanthe melanoleuca
Lineage: Eukaryota; Metazoa; Chordata; Aves; Passeriformes; Muscicapidae
Gene: SLC16A3
Product: solute carrier family 16 member 3
Exons: 5
Coding region: 114-1535 (473 amino acids)
Biological process (GO): monocarboxylic acid transport; transmembrane transport
Cellular component (GO): membrane
Molecular function (GO): monocarboxylic acid transmembrane transporter activity
Source: RefSeq, a predicted model, not a curated record
UGGGGCGGGUCUGCGUUGGCACACGGGGACAGCGAGGCUGCGCUCCGGCGAGCACGGGCAUCCUCACGCUGAGGCGCGGGACGUGACUCAGGGAACGCACAAGCUUCUUCACCAUGGGAGCAGUAGUAGCUGAUGAUGGUCCAUCAGGUGUUAAAGCCCCUGAUGGAGGCUGGGGCUGGGCUGUCCUUUUUGGCUGUUUUAUCAUCACAGGAUUCUCCUAUGCCUUUCCUAAGGCAGUCAGUGUCUUCUUUAAAGAACUUAUCCGGGAAUUUGGCAUUGGAUAUAGUGACACUGCAUGGAUUUCUUCCAUUCUGUUGGCCAUGCUUUACGGAACAGGUCCACUUUGUAGUGUAUGUGUCAAUCGCUUUGGCUGCCGCCCUGUCAUGCUGGUGGGUGGCCUUUUCGCCUCCAUGGGGAUGGUGAUAGCUUCCUUCUGCACAAGCAUUGUCCAGAUCUACCUAACUGCAGGUGUGAUUACUGGUUUGGGUUUGGCACUAAACUUUCAGCCUUCACUCAUCAUGUUAAACCGCUACUUUGACAAACGCCGGCCCUUAGCCAACGGGCUCUCUGCUGCUGGGAGUCCAGUGUUUCUUUGUGCUCUCUCACCCUUGGGGCAGAUACUACAACAUGAGUAUGGUUGGAGAGGAGGAUUCCUUAUCCUGGGUGGGAUGCUGCUCAACUGCUGUGUAUGCGGAGCACUAAUGAGACCUUUGGAGCCACCCAAAAAGGCUGAAGCCACCAAAGAGCCAGCUGAGAAGAAAGUGAAGAAAAAACUUCUGGAUUUCAGUGUGUUUAAAGACGGCGGUUUUGUAAUCUAUACUCUAGCAGCGUCUAUCAUGGUGCUCGGCCUCUUUGUUCCCCCAGUGUUUGUUGUGAGUUAUGCCAAGGAUUUAGGGUAUCAAGACACCAAAGCAGCUUUUCUUCUGACUAUUCUGGGAUUCAUCGAUAUCUUUGCUCGCCCAAUCUGUGGAAUGGUAGCUGGUCUUAAAUGGGUUAGACCACGCUGUGUCUACCUCUUCAGUUUUGCUAUGAUUUUUAAUGGCUUUACAGAUCUCAUGGGUUCUAUGUCUGUUGAUUAUGGUGGACUGGUGGUCUUUUGCAUUUUCUUUGGCAUUUCUUAUGGAAUGGUAGGUGCUCUUCAGUUUGAAGUUCUCAUGGCUAUUGUCGGUACGCAGAAGUUUUCCAGUGCUAUUGGUUUAGUGCUCCUGGCAGAAGCUAUGGCUGUUCUGAUCGGUCCACCAUCAGCAGGAAAACUCCUGGAUGCAACGGAGAGGUACAUGUUUGUUUUCAUUAUUGCUGGAAUUGAAGUUACCACCUCAGCCCUUGUAUUGGCCUUGGGAAAUUUCUUCUGCAUUAAGAAAAAAUCAGAAGAACCACAUACAAAAGAAGAAGCAGCAGAAAGAGAAGAAUUAAACAAAUCUGAAAACAAAACUCCUGAAGAUGCCAAGGUGGACUCCAUUGAAGUGGAGCAGUUUCUGAAAGAUGAACCUGAAAAAAAUGGUGAAGUUGUAACUAACCCAGAAACAUGUGUGUGAGCAUGACAAGGAACUGAGAAGUGUUCAGAAAAUAAAGAUUUUCAAUACUAUUUAUUUUAGAAACAGAAGUAGUUUAGGCCAUCUGCUUUAUAACUGGGGGGGGCUAGUCAGCUCACCAGGUCUCUUUGGAAGCUGAUUAGCUAGACAACAUCUUACUGGAAAAUUAGCUCUAUCGGUAAAAGGUGGAACACUGUGGUUAUACAUUUUAUGUAAACUAAAAAGCUCUUAUGAACACAAGUAGGCUCUUGCUAUGCAUCACCAGAAACUGCUCACUUGGAAGAUACAGGAAAAGCAUAUUUAAGAAAAGUGGAAUUAUAUGUAUGUUUCCAGACAAUAUUGAUGAAAUUGCUGUGUUGUGUGGCUAAACAUAAUUUCCCUAUAUUCUCUGUGAAAGGAAGAGAAUCUGAGAUGGAAAAAAAUCUCAGGAACUUAAAGAUCUCCAUUAGAUUUUCGAAUUUCUUACCUUUUUAGAUUUUUUAGAUUAAUUGUCUCAGCCCUAAUUUAAUUUUGAUAAUAUCUGUAACUUUGAUUUAUGUAAAUGCAUUUCUGCCUAAACCUGUAACCUUUGCAAUUAUCAUCUGGAAAUCCUGUUUUUGGAAAGGCACAUUACAGGUAGUGUCCUCAGCAGAUCACACAAGUGGCAUUCCAAGGUAGUACUAAAAGAAAAAAAAAGAGCAGAAUGGAUCCUGACAGACCGUAAACAAACAAAACCCACAAUUCCAUACCCUGUUUUCUGUAAAAUUUCCCUAAAGCACUGAAAAGUAUUACAAGUAAAAUGGAGAAGAUGAUUAUUCGGGUUUAGUAGAAUAUUCUGAAAAAGUGUACAUUUUGCAUUUAAAAGAAAUGGUGCAAGUUUCCAGAUGACCUACAGAGUGGGUAGACUUAGGGAAGACACUGAACUAUUUUGAAACAUGUUAGUCAUCCAUAAAAUGCAAUGUUAGCAUCAGGAGAAAGUUUUAACAUGCUUGGUUUUGAGGUUUUUUUUCUACCCCAUUUAUACCACUUCCCUACCCUCUGGCUUAAUCUAUGGAUGUUCAAAGUGCCAUUCUUGCUGUUGGAGGAAUCAUGAUAGAACACGCUAUAUCAUUUUUAUGAUGGCACAAUACUGAAUAGAAAAGCAAGGCAAAAGAAAGGCAUUCUAUUUUUUUCCCACCCAAUCCCACUAAAGAAAUGUCAUUUUUUAAAAUAUAAAAUUAUGCUACUGCACCCCACCUCUCAAAUCUGCCUUUAAAAAGCUGUCUAGGCUUUGUAAGUGCUGUAACAAUCUUCAAAACAGGCUAACUGUAACAGAUUCCAUUUUCUUAGUAGUAGCAAAGGAAUAUUGGCUUUCAGGUGCCAAAAUUUUUCCACUUAAUUACUGAAAACUGAAGACCCUAGUCCCUUAAAACUCAGUAUCCCCUUUAAAUUUUUAACAGAAACAAUGUGCCAAAAGCAUGAGCCACUCUCUAAUGAAUCAUCUCAGAUACCAGCUUCCAUUUGGAAGUUUUUUCAAAAUGGUUUUGCAUUGUUAUAACAACCUUACACAGAAAUUGAAAAGUUAGAAUCAUAACUUUUAAAAGAAAUAGAUGCUGCAUAAAAUAAACUGGUUUUAUAUCCUA